AUCUCUGCAAAGCGGCUCUCGCGCGGCGGCGCGCGCAAGGUUCAUAGAGCGCAGUCUUGCUAGCAAAGGCAUCGCUGUCCCGUAGCUCCACCGCAGCAGCGCUGCUCCACCCGAUAGCGCAUACGCCGUCCGCCUAAGAGAGCAGCGCGAAAGCAGGAAGCCAAAAUGGCCACCACGAAUGGAGACGACGACGACGCCCGCUACCGCGCCGCCCACGAGCCGGCCGCGCUCUGGCACGCCUACCUCGCGCGCCGCCAGCGGGAGAAUCCGCUGUUUUUGAGGCGCACGCUGAGUUUCGUGCCCGGCCAGCCGACGAUCGGCGGCCCGGCCGCGCCCGCGCCCGCGCCCGACCGCGCGGUGGGGCGCUACCUCCGGCUCCGGCUCCCCGCCGCGGCGCUAAGCGCGGCCGGGGCGCCGGCGGGGGCGCGGCUCCUGUGCGCGACGCUCUACGAGCGCCGGGGGCGGACGCUCGCGCCGCUCGAGGCCGCGCGCCCCGUGCGCCUGACGGCCGCCCCGGCGGCCGCCGGCGGCAGCAAGCCUCCGGCGUCGAAGAAGGCGGCCGGCGCCGGAAGCAAGCCCCCGGCGUCGAAGAAGCGCAAGACGCAGGAGGAGGCCCCGCCGGGCGACGAGGUCUGGCUCUGCUUCGACACGGAGGCGUCGGCGAUGCUCGACGGCACGCGCCGCGCCUGCGUCGCGCUGCAGGUCUUCGACGCGGCGGGCGACGGCGCCGCCGACGAGGGCGCCUUUCUCCGCUGGCCGGACGCCUGCACCUUCUCGGCCGCGACCCUCAGCGAGAAGGAGGCGCUCGAGCAGCACGCGGUGACGCAGGCGGGCCUGCCGGGCCCGCUGGGCCGCGCGUCGCACGGCGCGCUCGUCGACGUCCACAAGACGUUCGCGGGCGACGCGACGCGGGGCAUCCUCGGCCUCGCCGACGCGCCCGCCGCCGCGCGCGGCGGCUUCGAAGCCGUCAAGCUCAAGGCCCAGCGCAAGGCGGCCGGCGCCUACACGGUGCGGGUCGGCGCCGCGUGGGCCUGCGCGCCGGCGGGCGCGACGACCGCGUCGCUCGCGGCCGCCCGCGCCGUGGCGGCCGCGCCGACGCCGGCGCCCCCGGGCGCGCCCGCGGGCGACGCCGUGCCGGCGUGCGUCUUCUACCACCUCGUGUAUUGGGACGCGGCGACGCGGGCGCUUGCCUCGCGCGUGUCGCGCACCGACGCCGUCGCGCGCGGCGUCGAAGUCCAAUUUCGCGGCGAGCGCCCGGUGAGUCUAUGUCCACGCAGGCCGCGUGCGCGUGGUGCGGCUUCCAGGCCGGGACGAGCCGGGCGCUGGCGCAGCACCUCCGCGCGAGCCACAGCCCGGCGCUCCGCUUCGAGUGCCUCCUCGACGACCGGGACCGCCUCCACGUCGUCGCGACGCCGCGGGCGGUCUCCGCGGCGGCGCGGCGGGCCGGGGCCCUCGCGGGCGACGACGACGACGACGACGCGGCGCCGCCCCUCAUCGUGGCGGCGCCGCCGCCGCCGGGCGUCGUCAAGUGCUGCUCGAAGGACCAGUACGUGGUGCGCCAGGCGGCGGCCGCGGCGGGCGCGCAGGCCGACCUGCCGCUCGGCACGCCGCGCCCGACCGCGCCGACGCGCCAGUACUACCACGCGCGCACGGGCCAGCCGAUCCACCCGCGGCUCCUCCAGAGCGGCUACGACAGCGACGACGAGGUCGACGAGGGCUGGCGCCUCCGGCGCGCCGAGGUGCUGCUGGACGAGUUCGAGGACGUGACGCCGCCGGAGAAGGCGUUCAUGAAGCUCUGGAACCGCUGGAUCUUCGCGCGGCCCAUCCAGGCCGACCGCGACGUGCCGCGGGCCGUCGUCGCCUUCGCGCGCGCGCACGCGGCCGAGAUCGCGGGCCAGAACCUGCGGCACAACUUCCUCCUCCACCUCUUCCACCUCUGGGACAACUCGCUCCUCGCCGCGGCGCACAUAUCGGCCGCGCUCGACGUCGUCGACGACGAGGCCGCGCGGCCGACUAGUGAAGAACCCUAAGCAGACGAGACCUUAUAUUCUGCCCGAGGGGGCCGCGC
Molecule: messenger RNA, 2068 nt
Organism: Pelagomonas calceolata
Lineage: Eukaryota; Pelagophyceae; Pelagomonadales; Pelagomonadaceae
Source: the annotation of a GenBank genome assembly